AUGUCCCUUCCUCGAGGCCGAUCCUUCGUGAUCAAGUGGCUACGGCGAAGACCUCACCACAAUUGGUGCAAUCUCUCUCGAAAUUGCUGAUUUUGGGAGGUGGGUUUCAAUGCGCGGCUCGAGAACACCCCUUGAAGCAUAUGGGUUCCAUUGACAGGCAAUGUGGGUUAACUUCACACGUAAAAUGCGUGUGUGUAUGUGUGUUAGCCCUAUUCGUGGAUGAAUCGACCCGGUUUAGGGUUAUGGGAGAUUACGGUUUCGAGAAGUGAUAAGUUUCUGGUGUCUGAGUUCGUGCGCUGCAGACGACCGAGGAACAGAAACCGAAUUUCUUUGUGAUUUUGCACUUGCAGGUGAAAUGUGCUGAGUGUGCCCUAAUUUUUGCCCUUUGAACCGUAUAGGAAAAUGAGUUUUCGUAGGAAGUUGACGUCGUUGCUAGUGCUUGGAGUUACUGGAGUUGGAGCGUUGAGCAUUUGGGAUGACUAUCUCAUCUUCCACCAAUGCAGCAAGGACCUUUGUAUGCUGCCACCAUGGGGUUAGACCGUGAAGGUAACUCCGCUCAGUGUAGUUUUCCUGUAACGGGUAGCUUGGACAGUGGAAACCUCCAUCUUCGAGCAGUCCGGUAUGAAGAGAAGUACAAGUGGUUGACGCCCUACUUCCCUGGAUUCUCUGGCGGACGAUGGGAAGUUCUAGUGUUAGAGGCUUUGGUGCCGACCAAUAAUCCACCGGCUCGGCAGCGCCUCAACCUUAUUCAGAGAAAGCCAAAGAUCGGAGAUGGAGGAGGUGGAGGACCCUGCGGAACGCCCAGCACCAUAGGCCACCACGAAGUCUGAUUUCUCCUUCCUCUCUACCGUAACUCUACAAUUCUUAAGUAGCGAUCCAAGUGUUGAAUCAGCUCCUUCAUUUUGAAAAGAUUGAGAUUUUCGUUUCUGUGCAUUUGACUAUCA
Molecule: messenger RNA, 944 nt
Organism: Physcomitrium patens
Lineage: Eukaryota; Viridiplantae; Streptophyta; Bryopsida; Funariales; Funariaceae
Source: RefSeq, a predicted model, not a curated record